Molecule: messenger RNA, 9507 nt
Organism: Entelurus aequoreus (snake pipefish)
Lineage: Eukaryota; Metazoa; Chordata; Actinopteri; Syngnathiformes; Syngnathidae
Gene: plce1
Product: phospholipase C, epsilon 1
Exons: 43
Coding region: 454-7326 (2290 amino acids)
Biological process (GO): phosphatidylinositol-mediated signaling; lipid metabolic process; small GTPase-mediated signal transduction
Molecular function (GO): guanyl-nucleotide exchange factor activity; phosphatidylinositol-4,5-bisphosphate phospholipase C activity
Source: RefSeq, a predicted model, not a curated record
CCCUGAACGCAGCAGCAAAGAGUGUGUGGGGCAAGCUGCUCAAUCAAGCCGUCCACUCUCACUCGGCGCAAAACUUCUCCAACACCUGACUCCUUUUUAAUGGAUGCUAAAUGAAUAUAAACCACAAUAAUCGGUCUUGCAAAUACUCCCGGAGUUACAAGUUGGGACCCAGCACACAUACUCAGCCUUGUAGUAAGCUGCACUAUCAAGGAAAUUCCUCAGGCCUCCAGGGUCACCUCUGCAGUUUCAUUAUCAGGCGGUUCUAGCAGCUGUACAAGCUUCUGUGUCCAAAACAACACACACACACACCACUCAUUGGACACUUCAUUAAACAAAACUGUUCCCAUGAUGGAACUUUAAAAGAAGGAAAUGGACUUUUGUGUUAUCAUGACCUGGUUUGAAUCCAUCUGAUCAUCUAUCAAACAGUGGAACAACCCGCCGUCUGCAGGCGCGAUGGCCACUGAAGAAAAUCAAAGCCCAUUCAGGACCGUCGUCCUGGAGAAGCGUUCAACACCACCUUGCACCGCACUCAGGCACGACAGGGAAACCAGAGACUCGAGUGACAGCCAAGAAGUCCGUCAGCACCGGGACCAGUCGUGGCUGCCAAGGCAGCGCAGUAGCCCCGCUCUCAUUUAUUACAGGAAGCUGUUGUGUGACUGUGAGAAAGACUCCAUUUUGGACAAGGAAUAUUUUGAGGAGAAGCUUUUGGUUGACGAAAGAAUAGAAGGACUAACUCCAACGCUUGGUUCAGGAGGAUCGUUGUGCCAGCUGGACUUUGGUGGUAAGGGCACUUUUACCCGGCGUGACAACCCAGGAAAUUGUUGUCACACUCCCACAUCCAGCUCUAGCUCCAGCCCUGCUAACAGCCAGUCGCGCAGUCCCAGCAUCUUUUGGUCCAACCGGCGACGACACAUGCGUCGCUCCAGCCUGCCCGUGUCAGCGCUGGAUUUCUGCAAGACAACACCAUCCCACUGCGAUCCCUCCAGUGAACCUAACUCCCCCCUGCUGCCCGCUUGCCGACAGCGACGUCACAACGGACUGAUUCGCAGACACCGAGUCAAAGACGACUACGUGAGCUUAGAGGGUCUGAACAGGAGGCCGAGUCGAAGCUCCUUGGAGAGGUUCUUCCUGCGACGGGCGUCUCUUGAAUCCAUGCGGGACAAGAGGAUGUCGUCGGAAGGGAGGGCCGGGAGCUUUAGUGGGGGCAGCAGCAGUAGUUGCAGUAGCGAUGGGGAGGCUGGAGAAGACGACUCUGAGUUUGUUAGGAACCGUAAGGAUCGUUCUACCCUCCUGGUGAGGCGGUUCUUUAAGAACAAUCAGAAGAUGACCAAGUCGGUGUGCACUGGAACCAAGGCGAUCGUCAGAACGCUGCCGUCGGGACGCAUCUCAGAGGAAGCCUCUGAGGAGGUUGCUCGCCACUUGACACAGCGACCGAGCGAGGAGGAUAUCCGGCCAAUUCUUAAGCACCAUGUGGAACACUUUAGAGUCUGCAGGAUGAUGUUGCUCUUUGUCUGGGCCAAGAUGCACAAGGUAGUCAACAAUGACCAGGACGCAGCCCAACUUAACCUGACUCAUCCCGCCAAAAAGCUGCUGCUGCUUCUGAGUCGGCCCGCAUGCAUCAGCAACUUCCGACAUUCCUGCUGGCCGCUGCUCCCCGUAAGCGCUCGUCUACCAGGACCGUAUCAGGACCGCAUCCUUCCUGAGCACAGCCAGGGAUCUCCUUGUCCACCCAGGUCUUAUCUGGCAUCUGAUCAUAGGACGUCUGUGUGCUCCCUGCUGACCGGAGCCCUUCUGGACGCCACGGCCGCCCUCGGGGCUCGCUCAGGCCUACCUUGCCCAUUUGUCCAGUCCCCCAACAUGCUGAAAGAGCGUCAGCUGGCCAACAGCAUGACCAGCAGCAGCAGCAGCAGCACGCUUCCUCCCAGCGUGAGCGGGAUCAGCAAGGAGCUGGCCGAGCUGCAGCACCUGGUGCAGUUCCCCGAGGAGAUCGCCUGCAUCCUCACCGAGCAGGAGCAGCAGCUCUACCAACAGGUAUUUCCCCUGGACUACCUCUGCUUUCUGACUCGGGACCUGGGCAGCCCUGAGAGUCAAACCAGGCGGCACCCGAACCUCAAGGCCUCCCUGUCUGCGCCCAACAUGCCCACACAGACAGCCCGGCGCAGUAACGCCGUGGAGGACCUGGUGGCGCGUUUCAAUGAGGUGAGUUCAUGGGUGACCUGGCUGGUCCUGACUGCUGGCUCAAUGGAAGAAAAGAGGGAAGUGUUCUCCUAUCUGGUCCAUGUGGCCAAGUGCUGUUGGAACAUGGGCAACUACAACGGCGUCAUGGAGUUCCUGGCAGGACUCAGAUCCCGCAAGGUGCUGAAGAUGUGGCAGUUCAUGGACCAGUCCGACAUCGAGACCAUGAGAAGCCUGAAGGACGCCAUGGCGCAGCACGAGUCCUCCUCGGAGUACAAGAAGGUGGUAACCAGAGCGCUUAACAUCCCAGGAUGCAAAGUGGUACCUUUCUGCGGGGUGUUCCUGAAGGAGCUGAGCGACGCAUUAGAUGGCACCGCAAGCAUCAUCAGCCUCAAACCACCUGUUGAUAACGCGGAGGACACAAUUGAGUUUGUGUCCGACUACACCGGCCAGCACAACUUCAUGUCCCGCUCUGGCCCAGACGGUCUUCACGUGCCGGAGAAGGAAACCACAGUCAACAACAUCCUGCAGAUAAUUAGGUCGUGCAAUCGCAGUUUGGAGGCGGAGGAUCCCGAUGAUGCCUCCAGCGGUCCUCAGUCUUCUUCCGGGACGGCUCCGGCAUCCAGAAACAACUCCCUCAGGGACCGCUACCGCUAUCAGUUCAUGUUGGGGGACCUGUCCGACUCUGAAGGCGAGCUUUCUUCGGAGCCUGCACCUAAUGAGAUGGAGUUUCAAGGGACCGAGGAGACGCACAGAGCCUUCUGCCACGGCACGGAGCUCAUUCCCUGGUACGUGUUGUCGCUACAACCAGAUGUUCACCAGUUCCUGCUGCAGGGAGCCACAGUCAUCCACUGCGAGCAGGACAGCCACCUGACGGCUCGAUGUCUGCUGAGACUCCAGCCUGACAACACCACGCUCACUUGGGUGAAGCCUCAGAGUGGAGGGAUCUCCCCCACAGAGCCACCACUGGGGAUGGGUCAAGCUGUGGUAGCAGGACUGGCUGAGGGCCUGCUGGACCUGGCAGUGGUGAAGGCCGUCUUUCUGGGUCACCAGGGAGUAGACGUCCACACCGUGUGUUUGCAGAACAAACUGAGCCAGAUGACGGUGGAGGAGAACGGCCUCAGCAUUCUUUACGGGCUCAAUACCACUGAUAACAGACUGCUGCACUUUGUAGCCCCCAACCACACCACACAAAUGUUGUACAAAGGCCUAUCAGAGUUAGUGAAUGCCACCCGCAAGAUGAAGAAGUUUCCAGACCAAAGGCUGCAGUGGCUCAGGAGGCAAUAUGUCAGUCUGUAUCAGGAGGAGGGUCGAUACGAGGGGCCGACGUUGGCCCACGCUAUUGAGCUGUUUGGAGGGCGCAGGUGGAACAUGGGAGCAAGUGGAGGAGACAAGUCUGCAGCCCCUAAAAACAGUCCCCUGGGCAUCAAUGACAAGACCAAGAAGAAGAAAAAGGUUCUUGUGAGGGGAGACAGCGGGGAUGCCACAGAUGACGAGAUGGUGUCCAGGAAAACCCGCAGCUGCAAAGAGGGACUUUAUCGGAAUGGACCGGAGUCAGACAGCAUAGACCAGGACGAUCCAGGUUACACAAUUGCAGACAAAAGGGAGAUAUAUGUGCUGCCUUUUCAAAACGUCCAUCAAUCAUUUUCAUCCUCCACAGAUGACAGCUUCCCUGGGCCGUUCUCCCUGUCCUCUAGAGGAAGUCCGGGACUGCUGGCAUCUUCCUCCUCGUCCUCGUCAUCCUCCAGCAUGGCGAGCUCCAACCAAUCCCGUCCACAAUCUUCUCCGGUCCUCUCAGGAACCUCCAAGGCACAGCCAGGGGCGUGGAGCAGCAGGUCUUGGCACGGCCGUGGCAAAGGAUGCUUCAAAGGCUUCCAGAACCUCAUGAUCUCUGACAGCACCAUGAGCUUCAUCGAGUUUGUGGAGCUCUUCAAAUCAUUCAGCAUUCGGAGCAGGAAGGACCUGAAAGAGCUUUUCGACACAUACGCCGUCCCUUGCAGUCGAGCCACUCCAGAGUCUGCUCCUCUUUACACCAGCCUAAAGAUUGACGACAGAGACGUGGGGCUCCAACCAGACCUUGACCUUCUAACUCGCAACGGCUCCGACCUGGACCUGUUCAUCCGCACGAGGCAGCACAUGUCCGACAACCAGAAGCAGAUCUCAGACGCCAUCGCGGCGGCCAGCAUCGUGACCAACGGGACGGGCGUGGAGAGCGCCUCGCUAGGCGUGCUGGGCUUGGCUAUACCUCAGCUCAACGACUUCCUGGUGAACUGCCAAAGGGAGCACCUGAGCUACGAUGAAAUUCUCAGCAUUAUACAGACGUUUGAGCCGUCAUCAAACAUGAGGCAGAUGGGCUGGAUGUCCUUCGAAGGCUUUGCACGGUACCUCAUGGACAAGGAGAACUUUGUCUCUCGGAACGAGGAAUCCCAGAUGAAGCUCGAUGAGCUCCAGUAUCCCCUGUCCGACUACUACAUAGAAUCUUCUCACAACACCUACCUGACGGGACACCAGCUCAAAGGAGAGUCCUCUGUGGAGCUUUACAGCCAAGUGCUGCUGCAAGGUUGCAGGAGCGUGGAACUGGACUGCUGGGACGGAGAUGACGGCAUGCCAGUCAUCUAUCACGGACACACCCUCACCACCAAAAUACCUUUCAAGGAUGUGGUGGAAGCCAUUAACCGGUCGGCAUUCGUCAACUCCGACAUGCCAGUCAUCCUGUCCAUAGAGAACCAUUGCUCCCUGCCGCAGCAACGCAAGAUGGCCGACAUCUUUAAGACGGUGUUCGGGGAACGCCUUGUGACGCGCUUCCUCUUCGAGAGCGACUUCAGCGACGACCCUCACCUGCCUUCGCCGCUGCAGCUGCGUGGGAGGAUCCUGCUGAAGAACAAGAAGCUGAAAGCUCACCAGGCACCGGUGGACAUACUCAAGCAGAAGGCUCACCAGCUGGCCCACCUGCAGGCUCAGGCCAGCAACGGGUCACCAGGGGCAAGCCACACUAACGAGGAAGAAGAAGAGGACGAAGACGAGUACGACUAUGACUAUGAGUCUUUAUCAGAUGAUAACCUGUUGGACGACAAGCCAGAAGGAAAAAGCUGCGUGGACAAAGAGGAUCAGCCCGUGGACGAGGCGCCCAAGCUGAAGAUGAAGAAAGCUGACAGCAGCACGCAGAGCAAAGGAAAGGUGUUCGACAUGGAGCUUGGCGAGGAAUUCUACCUUCCUCACAACAAGAAGGAGAGUCGGCAGAUCGCACAGGAGCUGUCAGACCUCGUCAUCUACUGCCAGGCCGUCAAGUUCCCAGGAUUGUCCACCUUGUCCCCGGCGGGCUCCGGCAGGGGGAAAGACCGCGGUAAGUCCAGGAAGUCCAUAUUUGGCACGGCUCCCGCCCGCUGCGCACAAACGGGGGAGGUCUCCACGCUGAGCCGCAACCCCGGGAGAGGCGGCGAGCGUCUGAGCUGGGAGGAGCAUCAUCAGCAGACGUCGCCGGCCAACCCGCCGACGUCGCUGAGCGCCAUCAUCCGCACGCCCAAGUGCUACCACAUCUCCUCCGUGAACGAGAACGCCGCCAAGCGCCUUUGCCGCCGCUACUCUCUGAAGCUCAUGCAGCACACGGCCAGCCAGCUGCUCAGGACGUACCCGGCCGCCACGCGCAUCGACUCCGCCAACCCCAACCCGCUCCUCUUCUGGCUGCACGGCAUCCAGUUGGUGGCGCUCAACUACCAGACGGACGAUCUGCCCAUGCACUUGAACGCAGCGCUGUUUGAGGACAACGGCGGCUGCGGAUACGUCCUCAAGCCCGCCGUGCUCCGGGACCGCAGCUGUCCUCUCUACCAGCAGUUCUGUCCCAUGGAGAGAGACGUGGACCGGAGCUGUGCCGCCGUCUAUUGCAUCACGAUCGUGUCGGGUCAGAACGUUUGUCCCGCCAACGGCUCCGGCAGCCCCUGCGUGGAGGUGGACGUGUUGGGCACGCCGGGCGACAGCUGCCACUUCCGCACCAAGCCCAUCCACCGCAACACGCUCAACCCCAUGUGGAGCGAGCGCUUCCACUUCAGCGUCCACAUGGAGGAGCUGUGCUUCCUGCGCCUGGCGGUGGUGGAGAACAACAGCUCCCAGGUCACCGCUCAGAGGACUCUGCCUCUGCGGGCCCUCAAAGCUGGCUACAGACACGUGCAGCUGAGGACGCAGCACAACGAGGCCAUGGAAGUUUCCAGCUUGUUCAUCUACAGCCGGAGGAUAGAAGAAAGUCCAGCAGGGGGCGCCGCUCCUUCAUCCCAGUUGUUCAGUGCGGAGGAGAAACAUGGCGGUCAGCUCCACAAAGUGACGGUGCAUGAAGCUCCUGGACAAGAACCUUUCACCGUCUUCUCCGUCGCACAGCAAACCUCCGCCAAACAACUCCUGGACACGAUUGUCCCCGCAGGAGAGGACCGGCCUGCAGACUACUUCCUGUGCGAGGAGAAGCUCCCGCUGGCCAAGGAGCGCGGGGACGCCAAGCGCUCGGCUCAGCGUCGCCCCCUAGCGGCCGAGGAGGUGGUGGUCAAAGUGGUGGCCAGCUGGGACACGGAGGAAGGAUAUGUGGGCAGGAUUUGUCUUCAAACCAGAGAGGAGAGUUUGAAGGAGAAGAAGAGGAUGGUGGAGGGUGAAGAGGAGGUGGCGGCAGUAGAAGGAGGUGUGGAGGAGGACAUGUUCCUGGUCCAAGUUCAUGAAGUGUCUCCAGAGCAGCCUCACACGGUCAUCAAGGCUCCUCGCUACAGUUCAGCACAGGACAUCAUCCAGCAGACCCUGUCCAAGGCCAAGUAUUCCUACAGCAUCUUGUCCAACCCAAACGCCAGCGACUACGUCCUCAUGGAGGAGGUGAGCAAGGACGUCGCCUCCAAGAAGUCGUCGACCACUAAGCCCGUCCAGCGUGUCCUUCUGGACCAGGAGUGUGUUUACUUGGCUCAGAGCCGCUGGAAGGGGGCGGGAAAGUUCAUUCUCAAACUGAAGGAGCAGGUGGUGCGCGAGGACAAGAAGAAGGUGAUGUCCUUCGCCAGCGAGCUGAAGAAGCUGACCAGCCGCAGUCGCAGCAUGACGACGGGCGUGGCCGUGGUGGACGGCGCCGCCCAGAGUAAGGAGGAGAGAGCUGCAUGCUGCCUGGCUCUGACUGAGCUGCACGAGUGAGCCUCAACGUGUCGUCUGUGCAUGACAACACAGUGCAAACGCAGGGUACCUGUCAGCUGCAUCAGGGCUGAAGGUGAAGAUGGCAGAGAGCAAACUGCAAGCCUCCUCUUCCUCCACUAGAGGGCAACAGCGACACGACAACAUCUCCUUGUCGCCCGUCAGUCCUCUGACAUGGAAGCUUCACCUCCUCAGGAACUGGAAGAUCCACAAAUGACGAGAGAGGAGUUUGUCCUUGCUACAUAGGCUCCUCCCCUUUUCUUGAUUGCUCACCUGAGCGACAGCCGAGCAGGCGCGCGGCUCCGGGAUGCAGAAAGACGAGUCGAUGGCAGACAUGGAGGGGACGUGAGAGGAGGAAGGAGACAGGCUGGCUUGUUGACUUCCUGCACUGUAAGGAGGACAUUUGGCACAAAUAUUACCACACUUUUCUUUCAGUUGUGUCACUUUAACAGAAACAUUAUGUCUAAAUGUUCAUUUUAAGUCCUCAAACAGCAUUUUGCACAUUUCUUUGUAAUGUUUUUUCCUUGUCUUUGGUUAGAAGAGGCUGGAAUGUCAUUGGAUGAUCCAAAAAAGUGACCGUAAAUGCUCCAAUUAUAUUUUUUAUUUUUGUACCGCAAUAAGGAUUAUUAUUUAAAGGUAGAUACAACCACAAAUUGCUGAACGCUCAUACAGUUUAUAGCUGAAUGGUCUAAUGACCUCUGCCAGUCUGUUAGUUAGUACUGUAACUCAAAACUUUGAGAAAAUAUCCGAAGUGAGAUAAGAAACAAGUGAUUAGACUUUUUGGAGCUGAUGCGGAUCAUUUGUAUAACGUGACAAGGCUCAACUUCUGUGUGUGUGUAUGCUUACAGCCACUCAGAGACAAAGACAGUGGAUGAGUGACAAGAGGGUUCACUCUGCUACAGAUAGCGCAAAAAGUUAUGAACGGAUUUGAUUGAUGAAAUUUAAGGAACCAAUAAUUUCAUUUUUGGUGCUGAUCCGGAUCACUAUCUGGAUGUUUUAAACGCCUUCUUUUAUAUUGUGCCUGGGAUAAAUCUCCACUAUUUGAGGACUUUUUUUGGUUAUAUUAAUAAUUUGGAGUGCAUGAAAAGUGGAAAGUAAAAGUUAGCUUUUUGAAAACAUGCAUAUUCUAACGGAACCAAUGUUGUAAUCGCGUUAGACCACAAACUGCUGAGUCACCAUUAAUGUGUUCAUAGUAAACAAAAGUACAUCAGGGGGUUUCCUACUGCUACGGCUAUUAAUGCCAUUUGCUUUUGUAGCACCUGUAGGAGAGCAUGCGGUUAAUUGAAGCAUUUACGGUAAUAACGUUCAUGAAAAAAGAUCAUAUUUCUUUCUUUUGAGUUCAGCCCAGUUGAUUCCAGAAGUGAAAUUCCAAGAAAGUUCUUCAGAUUUAAAAUGGAGUUUAAUUGUGAUGUUAAAUACUUUAGAGGGACGAAUGGUGUUUGAUUCGCUUCAUGAGUUGUGAUAAUUGACAAUUAUUCACUACUAGACUACACAAUAUAAUAACACUAAAUAACUUAAUGGAAGAGGUUUGCUCACAUUCCAUUUUCAAACAGGAAGUGAAUAUGAAGAAUAUAUAUAUAGAUAUAUAUAUAUAUGAAUAAUAUCAGCAGUUAUUUGACUGUUUGCAAGGUUAGAGACAUACUUAUAGUUUGAAUGUAUUUCUAUCAUGCAUAGUUAUAGACAAUGAAGUUUAGUUUGUGUUCAAAUGAUCUUAUUGCUCUUUUUGGCACUAAGCGGCCAAAAUAAGAGCAUUUAAUCAGAAUAAUUGUAAAAAAUAAAUGUAAUAGCCUUCUAUUAUUAUUACUAACUUUAUUCAUUUGACAGGAAGGAUUAUCUCUUAAUUGUGGUCAUAUUUUACCCUUGAAUGUAAUGUAAUUAUGAUGUUAAAAUGCUGACGGUGCAUUUGGAUGUUAUUUAUUGGAACUGUUAAAGCCCUGGUUGGCGUCUUAACUGUUCUAGAUUUUCUUUCUUGUUUUUAAUUUAUUUCAGUGUAUUAUUAUACUGUAUAUAUUGAGAAAAGAUAUUUACUUUGAGGAAAUAUGAAUUUCAGUUAUUGUGAAAGUUCCUAGACAAUUGGAAAUAGUUACUAUUUAAUCCACUGACACAUUUGUUUGCUGACUGCAGGCCAACUUUUUCUUCUUGAAGCAAAUGAGUCAUUUUGUGGAGACAUGUUGCAUAGCUGAA